AUGAAAACUAUAGCACAAACUCGAUUAGGGACGUAUCAGGAUAUGAAACAACGUUUUGUUGGUCAUGAUGAUGCUAAAUUGCUCAAACAGGUAGAUGAAUAUUAUUCACAAACAGAAAGUGAAAUCGAUAUAAUUAAUGGUUUAUUACAUUAUACCAAACAUCUUACGGUGCUUGCUACAUUCAAAGAUGAUGCAGGUUUAAGUAUAAUCGGUCGUUUAUUAAGUUAUGCCGAACACACGGUGGAUCUUGCAUCAAAAAAACCAAUUGAUUCAAAAACAAAUGUUACAGAUGAAUCUGACAAAUCAAAUGAAUCUGAUGAACCUGAUAAAUCAGAUGAAUCUGGUGAAUGUGAUAUAUCUGAUAAAUCUGGCGAAUGUGACAUAUCUGAUAAAUCAGAUGAAUCUGAUGAAAAACCAACAACAAGUGUUAAAGGUAUUCCACGGGUAGAAAAAACGGCAGAAGAUGAAUUAACUGAGAUGGAAACCGGUUCUGAAGCUCAUUCUAUGAUAAAAGAAACAAAAAAUCCUGCAACUAUUUUUAUCUGUAACAAAUGUAAACAACAUUAUGAUAUCAAAAAAUAA
This is a messenger RNA of Rotaria sp. Silwood2, 582 nucleotides long. NCBI's taxonomy places the organism in Eukaryota, Metazoa, Rotifera, Eurotatoria, Philodinida, Philodinidae. The record is from the annotation of a GenBank genome assembly.